AUGAGUGGUUACGACAUUUGCCGCAUGGAAAACGAUAGAAGCCCUACUUCUUCACCGAGAACCUCCGACGACAUCACACCGACGCCUGACGAUCGCAUAAGCGGAUCGUCAGACCCCCGCGGUUCCCAACUGGAUGGACAUGGCGAUCCGGUCGAGAAGCACGCACCAGUGAAACGAAAGAAAUUCCCUUUGGGAGCUAGCGAAAACGAACGCCGCUCUCAAGAUGUGGUGGUGUGCUACAUACUUCACAGAAUUAUUGGAGAGUGCCUCCGUAAAAUCUCGCGUUCAUGCUGCAAAAUGCGAAUGGCUGAUUGGUGA
Molecule: messenger RNA, 318 nt
Organism: Ostertagia ostertagi
Lineage: Eukaryota; Metazoa; Nematoda; Chromadorea; Rhabditida; Trichostrongylidae
Source: the annotation of a GenBank genome assembly